Molecule: messenger RNA, 3476 nt
Organism: Eucalyptus grandis
Lineage: Eukaryota; Viridiplantae; Streptophyta; Magnoliopsida; Myrtales; Myrtaceae
Product: receptor-like kinase TMK4
Biological process (GO): protein phosphorylation
Molecular function (GO): protein binding; protein kinase activity; ATP binding
Source: RefSeq, a predicted model, not a curated record
AUGGCUGCCCGCUCAAAAUCGCUCUCUCCCUCUGCCCCUCUCUCUCUCUCUCUCUCUCUUCGCUGUCCGUCAACCCAACCGAAUCAUCGUACAACACAACAUCGCAACUGCCAUAACACGUCUUUCUCUCCUCUCUCUCUCUACGAUGGGCGACAUGGCAACCCUCCGCCGUCCCCUCCCCGCCGCCGCCCCCUCGUCGUCGUCGUCGUCCUCCUCCUCUCAGCCGCCGUGGCGUCCGGCGACGACUCCUCCGCCAUGGCCGACCUCCGGGCCGGCAUGUCCCCCGCCCCGUCCGGCUGGUCGUCCUCCACCCCGUACUGCAAGUGGGACGGCGUCAACUGCGACUCCUCCUCCCGCGUCACCGCCAUCAACCUCGCCUCCCGGUCCCUCGCCGGGACCCUCCCCGCCGACCUCUCCUCCCUCUCCCGCCUCAAGACCCUGUCCCUCCAGAAGAACGCCUUCUCCGGCCCCGUCCCCAGCCUCGCCAACCUCGCCUCCCUGCAGGAAGUCUACCUCGACGUCAACAAUUUCACCAGCGUGCCCUCCGGGGCCUUCGCCGGGCUCACCAGCUUGCAGACCUUGAGCCUGAGCAACAAUUUCAACCUCGACCCGUGGGCGAUCCCCUCCGAGCUGAACCAGUCCACGGCCCUCGUCACGUUCUACGCCGGCAACGCCAACGUGGUGGGGUCCCUGCCCGAUUUCUUCGGCUCCUUCCCGAGCCUCCAGAGCCUCCGGCUGUCGUACAAUAACCUCACCGGGCCCCUCCCGCCGUCGUUCGCCGGAUCCGGGAUUCAGAACCUGUGGCUCAACAACCAGGCACAGGGCUUGUCAGGUACCAUUGAUGUUUUGUCUAGCAUGCCCGAGUUGUCUCAGGUCUGGUUGCACAAGAAUAGCUUCACCGGUCCGAUCCCGGACCUGUCGAAAUGCGAGAGCUUGUUUGACCUUCAGCUUCGCGACAACGAUCUCACCGGCGUCGUGCCUGCUAAUUUGAUGUCGUUGCCUAGCUUAAAGAACGUGUCUUUGGACAACAAUAAGUUGCAGGGCCCUGUCCCCGAUAACCCCAACAAGAUCCAGUUUACUUAUGACGGUACUAAUAGCUUUUGUAACACUGCGCCGGGCCCUUGCUCUUCGCAAGUCACUACCUUGCUGGAGAUCGCAGGCGCGCUGGGUUAUCCGGCGACGCUGGCUGAUUCUUGGGAAGGGAACGAUGCUUGUCAAGGGUGGAGUUUCAUUACUUGUCAGGGGAAGAAUGUAACGUCGGUGAAUUUCUCCAAGCAGCAUUUCGCCGGGACAAUCUCGCCCGCGUUCGCCAAUCUCACGUCCUUGAGGAGUUUGUUGCUGAGUGAUAAUGAUUUGACCGGUUCUAUACCGGAUGGUUUGGCCAAGUUGCCUCAGCUUCAGGUCCUUGAUGUUUCGAACAAUAAUCUCUCUGGGCCAGUGCCAGUGUUCCCAGCUUCAGUGAAAUUUACUAGCACGGGCAAUCCUUUGCUCGGAAAAUCUUCGAGCUCUGGGAGUGGGGGAGCUUCUGGGUCCACUUCAACUCCGGAAAGUUCAUCGAGUGCAUCGAAUGGUUCUUCUGUCUCAGCUGGUUUGAUUGUGGCUAUCGUUUUGUCUGCUUUAGUAUUUUUAGCGAUACUUCUGUUUGUGUUAUACAGAUGCUGUUAUGCCAAAAGGAAAAAUGCAGGGAUCGGGCGGGGCGAAAAUUUAGAAAAAGGAAAAGAAGUAGCUAAGAUAAAUGGGAUGAAUGGGCAAGGUGGUGUUCAAAGUGAGAUACAUAGCCAAGGUAGUGGCGACCUUCCUGUCUUCGAUGGUGGAAACGUCGCCAUUUCAAUCGAUGUCCUCAGACAAGUAACGGAUGAUUUCAGUGAGGCCAAUGUAUUAGGCAGGGGAGGUUUUGGUGUUGUCUACGAGGGAGAACUGCACGAUGGGACCAUGAUUGCCGUUAAGAGGAUGGAAUCUGCAGCUCUAGGAAACAAAGGAUUGCAUGAGUUCCAAUCUGAACUUGCAGUGCUUACUAAGGUCAGGCAUAGGCAUCUGGUUGCUCUUCUUGGAUAUUGUAUCAACGGUAAUGAACGGCUGUUGGUAUAUGAGCAUAUGCCGCAGGGCACACUGGCGCAGCAUCUGUUUGAGUGGGAAGUGAUGGGCUACUCACCCCUUACAUGGAAGCAGAGAGUUACAAUAGCUCUGGAUGUCGCGAGAGGUGUGGAAUACUUACACAGCUUGGCUCAACAGAGUUUUAUCCACAGGGACUUGAAACCAUCCAACAUACUUCUUGGGGAUGACAUGAGGGCGAAAGUUGCAGAUUUUGGGUUGGUUAAAAAUGCUCCCGAUGGCAAGUACUCUCUCGAGACUCGUUUGGCUGGAACAUUCGGCUACCUAGCUCCUGAAUAUGCUGCGACCGGCAGGGUAACCACCAAGGUAGACAUUUAUGCAUUUGGAGUUGUUCUAAUGGAGAUACUCACGGGCAGAAAGGCAUUAGAUGAUUCUAUGCCAGAUGACAGGGCUCAUUUGGUGACAUGGUUCCGCAGAGUCUUAAUCAACAAAGAAAACAUCCCAAAAGCCAUAGACCGAACUUUUAACCCCGACGACGACACCUUGGAGAGCAUCUGCAAAGUGGCCGAGCUGGCAGGUCAUUGCACUGCCCGUGAACCCUUCCAAAGACCCGAUAUGGGCCAUGCAGUCAACGUUUUGAGCCCUCUUGUAGAGCAGUGGAAGCCUUCUUCCCAGGAGGAAGAGGACAACUACGGCAUUGACCUCCACAUGAGCCUCCCUCAAGCUCUAGAAAGAUGGCAGGCGGAUGAAGAUACUUCCACAAUGUUCAACGGUGCGUCCUCCUCCCAAACCCAGGCAAGCAUCCCUCCAAAACCUGGAUACUUUGCGGACACAUUCAAUUCCACGGAUUGCAGGUGAGGGGGGCAGAAAGCAAAAGGCUUCCCAGCUUCUUAGUCCAGCGUCUUACCGAGGAUUAAUUGUGCUUCUGUCAUAUAUUCAUUCGCUUAAUCAGUCUUCUCAGAGUCUCCUGAUGAUUUAUACUGCUCAAGCCGAGCAGAUAGAGGCUACUUCUUAGGUUCUCUCGUUCUUUGAUCUGUUAUUCUUUUUCUCUGUCGUCCGUUCUUUCAUAUCUUCACUUGUUCAGAUUCUUUCACGCAGAGCAUAGAUUUUGCGGUGGUCAAGUAAAGGGGUGUUACACCAAGUUGAGAAGGGUAGAUCUGUGUAUGAUAGUUCCUUCACAUUGUAAAGAAAAAGAGAAAUGUGACUGCUUUCACUUGAAUGUAGUGAUGAGUUGAGAAUAUUCCCUUUCUUCCUUUUCCUAGGAAUGGUCACAUUGAUUUUCCUUUUCCUCAUGUAUCCAUUGAGCUUUCCUUUGUGAAAAGCAUCAUGCCCGGGUCCUUUUGAGAUGAUUUACCUUGUAGUUUUGUGUAUGAUUUUUCCUUUACAUUGUCAAAAAAAGAGAAAGGUGACUGCUUUCACUUGAA